Molecule: messenger RNA, 971 nt
Organism: Arabidopsis thaliana (thale cress)
Lineage: Eukaryota; Viridiplantae; Streptophyta; Magnoliopsida; Brassicales; Brassicaceae
Product: Heavy metal transport/detoxification superfamily protein
Exons: 3
Coding region: 77-529 (150 amino acids)
Molecular function (GO): metal ion binding
Source: RefSeq, marked reviewed
CAAUAUUCAUCGAAAACUUCAUUUUUUUUUUAUCUGACUACGACGUACAUCUUAAAAGCAUCAACAAAAGUUCAAGAUGACGACUAUUGAGAUGAGAGUUCACAUGGAUUGUGUGGGAUGCGAAAGCAGAGUUAAAAAUGCGCUUCAAAAGAUGAGAGGAGUGGAUGCAGUUGAAAUCGACAUGGUGCAGCAGAAAGUGACGGUGACUGGCUAUGCCGAUCAGAAGAAGGUUCUGAAGAAAGUGAGAAAAACCGGCAGGCGAGCUGAGCUAUGGCAGCUUCCUUAUAACCCUGACCACAUGGGCGGAAGCAGCAGCAACGGCGGCUACUUCUACAACCCUCAGGGCUGCAACGGCCCAAUCAACCACGCCGCACCAGUCCCGACUUCGUCUUACAAUUAUUACAAGCAUGGCUACGAUAGCAAUGACUAUUCGUCUUACCGCCACCACCCUGUUCAUGCCUCUAUCUUCAGCCACCAAACUGGUUCUAAGUUUAGUGAUGAGAAUCCUAACGCUUGUUCUAUCAUGUGAUUUCUCAUUCUUAACUAUUUCCUUUUCUAUAUGUAUGAACUUGAGUUUGUAAUCAUAAGUUAACAAGCCAUGUAUUUGCUUUCAAGGCUUUGAAAUGCAUAGUUAUCUAUUCAUAAAGCAAUGGGACUAAAAGUCACCAACCCAAUCAAUUAUAAAAGUUCUCAAGAACACUAAAGGAAAGAAGAAGAAAAACACAGAGUUUGAAUUAAGAAAGGUGAGAUUUAUGGAAAAGAAGAAAACCUUGAUGAUAAAUUGUUGGCAGAGAGUGGUUUGGAUGCUGAUGAAGCGUCUUUGACAAAUGUGGAGAUGCUUUUGAGGUUCUUCGUCGUCUUUUUGUUUCUCAUCUUUUUCGUUGGGAGCAUCAUCAUCAUUGUGUUGUCAUUCUCAUCACCGAAAUUAGUGUUGAGAGAUUUCUUCAUAGUAGCUUUCUUUCUCUUGUUCG